Messenger RNA from Fraxinus pennsylvanica, 1497 nucleotides. The record is from the annotation of a GenBank genome assembly. NCBI's taxonomy places the organism in Eukaryota, Viridiplantae, Streptophyta, Magnoliopsida, Lamiales, Oleaceae.
AUGUCGGCUGAUUCUCUUAACGAUGAUCACUCGUCACGGUCGAAGGCAACAACAGAUGCCAAUUCCGGCGGCGGCGGCGGCGUAAAUAUUUCACAGUCACGUAGGGGGAGUCUGACUUCUCCGAGGGCAUCCGUUGUUCGUGGAGAUUCCGAACCUAUCUCGACCUCUGCCGCCACUUUAGUUAGUUCUUCAUUGUCGCCGCAGCCUAUUUCCGCCGCCAUAGAGCAGGAGUCCGCGUCUGAGAAUGUUUCAAUGGAGAAUUUGGGCCCGGAGACCAAGCUCGAGAGCUCUGAUACUGUCAACGACGGCAAUGCAGGCAGCCCGAAGAGGCCCGCUUGGAACAGGCCCAUAAACGCCGUGGUUGAUCCGGGGUCUGUUAUGGGCGGGGCCGUCUCCUGGCCCGCGCUCUCUGAACCUAUUAGCAGUCCUGUUCCGACAUCAUCGGAAUCCUCCUUUUCCGACUGCUCGCCAUCUUCUUUUCAGAGGCAAGAUAACGGCCAGGCUAAUGCAAAUGUUACUGAAAACCAUACAAUGCCGACUAGACAAAGGCCAUUGGGACAUCGUGGCCGAGGUGGUGGUGGUAUGUCUCCUAGGAAUGGACCAUCUCAACCUGGUUUUAAUUCCAUUAUGCCCACAGUGCCACCCCCUGUUCGGCCACCAUAUAUUCGAUUUGAAGUGCCUCAUGCGACUGUGGUAACAACUGUAAUGGAUACUCCUGUUAGAGGCGUGAGGCCAAUGGGAGGAGUCCGAGGUUCUCAAUUACAUACCAUCAAUGACCGUUCUCUGCACAGGAAUAACUCGAGAAGGGGUAAUUUUGGACAACGCGGCCAUGGUGAUGGGCCACAUUAUAACAAUCAUGGAGGCAGGCGCUAUCAAGAUCGCAGAGAUGGUCGUUUUCCCCAUCAGUAUAUUCGUCCUCCCACAGGGUUUUUGCCACCCCCAGCACCCCCUGGCAAUGCCACGCUCAUAAGGCAUCCACCCAUGACAGAUUUUGCAGACUCUCGGGGUUUUCAUAUGGCACCUCAAGCAAUCUACUAUCCUACACUGCCUCUGGGGUCCUUUAGGACUAUGCAGCUUGGUCCUUCUCCACCACCACCUCCACCACCUAUGCCCACCACUCUGCCCGCUUUGAUUAUUCAGCAAAUAGACUACUAUUUCAGUGAUGCUAAUUUGGAAGGAGAUUAUUUUUUGCGGGGAAAAAUGGACACGGAGGGCUGGGUAUCGAUUUCUUUAAUAGCUACCUUCCGUCGAGUGCAGAAAUUGACCCACAAUAUUCAGACAAUCUUGGAUUCUUUGAGAGCUUCAUCAGUUGUGGAAGUUCAGGGUGACAAGAUAAGGAAGCGUAACGGGUGGAAGAAAUGGUUACAAACUUCUAAUCAAGUUAACGCUGAUUCUGGCUCACAAGCAUCAGCUGAAAACUUGAUGGCUACAUCCUUGCAGAAGAAAGUUCGCAUCUUAGUUAAGGGAUGGCUGGAGAAGAGUACUUAUCAGAAAUAG